This is a messenger RNA of Setaria italica (foxtail millet), 1805 nucleotides long. RefSeq names its product transcription initiation factor IIF subunit alpha. Gene Ontology annotation, biological process: transcription initiation at RNA polymerase II promoter; positive regulation of transcription elongation by RNA polymerase II. The transcript has 9 exons. Gene Ontology annotation, cellular component: nucleus; transcription factor TFIIF complex. Lineage: Eukaryota; Viridiplantae; Streptophyta; Magnoliopsida; Poales; Poaceae. Gene Ontology annotation, molecular function: TFIIF-class transcription factor complex binding; DNA binding; RNA polymerase II general transcription initiation factor activity. Bases 33 to 1646 code for a protein of 537 amino acids. The record is from RefSeq and is a predicted model, not a curated record.
CCUACGUACCGGGGCGGGCGGCGCGCGGCGGCAUGGUGGGCAUGGGCUUGGGGAGCGCCGCGGCCGCCGACCUGGUCCUGAAGGCGGCGUGCGAGCGCUGCGGCGCCGCGAAGGACCUCUACGGCACGUCGUGCCGGCACACCACCCUCUGCACCGACUGCGGCAGGGCCGUGGCGCGGGCCCGCGGGCGCUGCGCCGUCUGCGCCGCCCCCGUCACCAGGCUCAUCCGGGAGUACGAUGUUCGGUUGGAUACCUCCGCGGAGAAGGCCAGCUUCAUCGGCAGGUUCUCCACCGGCUUGCCGCCCUUGUCGAAGAGGAGUAGCGGCGGGAACAGGUGGUCUCUUCGCAAGGAGGUCCCGCAAGGACGGCAGCUUACCGGGAAUAUGCGGGAGAAGUACUACAGCAGGAGGCCAUGGAUUUUGGAGGAUGAGACAGGUGAACAUCAGUAUCAAGGCCAAACUGAGGACCCACAGGCUACAUACUACUCGCUGACGCUCAAAGGCAAGGAUAUCACUGCUGUUCCAGUUGGUUCCUGGUACAACUUCGGUAAAGUUGCACAGUACAAACAGCUGACCUUGGAAGAAGCUGAAGAGAAAAUGAAUAAAAGGAGAAGUAGUGCAUCUGGGUGUGAACAGAGGCUGAUAAAGGUAGCUAUAAAUGGAGCUUCUGCCUUUAGUUCAGGUGUGAAGAAGCUUGAGGAUGUAAAUGAAGGGGCAACAAAUGGGGUUCACCCCAAGAAAGGAGAUAGGAAUGAGAAUGGGAAUCAAUCUGUCAAAGUUGAGGAGGACGAAGAAGGGAAAGCUGCAAGGAAAAACAGUCAUGGGCUUACUACGAAGGGCAUGGACGAGGAUGACGAGGAAGGCGGGAAGGACAAGGACUUCGAUUUGGAUGAUGAAAUUGAGAAAGGUGACCAUUGGGAGCACGAAGAGACCUUCACUGAUGAUGAUGAGACUCUGGACAUCGAUAUAGAGGAAAGACCUGACUUAGCUGAUCCUGAGGCUGCUCCUCCUGAAAUUAAGCAGGAUGAUAAUGAGACUGAAUUAGGCAGCAGCAGCAGCAACUUGAGCAAGUCUGGUCAGGAGCUUAAAAAGCUGCUCCGCCAAGCUGCUGGGGAAGAGUCUGACACUGAUGACAAAAACACAGACGAAGACGAGCCACCAUCGCCAGAAUGUGCUCCAAAACAACUGCUUGAACCCAAAAGUGAACCAGUGGAUAGCAACCCUAGUAAACUAACGCCAUCAGCGCAAGCUCAGAACCCUACACCUCCAUCUAAAUCCACUCAAAAAAGGAGAUCAGGGGGUGGUGAUGCAAAUACUUCUAAUGGUGCAGCCUCCAAAAAGAUAAAGACAGAACCUGAAACCCGAACGAUGUCUGUCAAGGACGAAACUCCAUCUUCUUUGGAGCCAACUUCAGAAGCAUCUCUUCCAGCAAGAAUGACAGAAUUAUCACCUGUUACAGAGGAGGAAGUCAGGACAGUGCUUCGUGCAAUUGCACCUGUCUCAUCCCAAGAUCUGGUGUCAAGGUUCAGAUCUCGUGUACUAACUCAAGAGGACAAGAAAGCAUUUCUUAACAUUGUGAAGAAGAUCUCUCACAUGUAUAAGAACAACGGCCGUAGCUACAUCGUUCUUCGGCAGGAACACAAGUGAACAGACAACUUACCCCACCUGUAUAUGGCCAUAGUGUCAUGCCAUUCUUUCAUAGUAGCCAUCUGAAUACUGUAUAUUGUUCUGAAAAUGCAGAAUACAACAGUGUAACAGAUCCGUUUGUGCCUCGAUGCAACAAAAUAGAUCAUUUUUUUGCUCUUA